AUGACGAACGCAAAAGCUCCCGCUCGAACGUCCUCGCGAACGCCCAAACCGACGAUGAAAACGAAUACCAUUGGUAUCAGCGACGACGACUUUGACGAGUUCGUAUCAGAGCCGAAGUCUACGAAGAGGCCUGUUCGGAAAGCGCCGGCAUCAUCGGCAAAAUCGUCCCCUUUGGCGACGACGGGGAAGAGAAAAGGAACGACGACGACGACAUCGACGACCCAACAAAAGAAGAAGACGAAGAAGCAAGAAGACGAAGAAUACAAAGAACCAACAAAAGAAAUAGGAGGCCAUCGAUGGCAAGGCGCGGGGAUGACGUACCCGGCGAGUCACCCGGAGUUGGACAUCAUCGGUCGAACGACCGAAAUGGACGAGUGUUUUCUACCUCCGUUCGCGAUGGAGAAGAUGAUGAGUGAAAACGCACCUCUGCGAGAAGUGCUAAAAAAUCCAAUCGACCUGUGGCGGAAAACGUUAACGGAGGAAGAUCGGGAGAUGCUGAAGAAGAUGCUCCCAGAGACGACGAGGAAUGAUGAGAAUUUGGUGGAAAAUGUGGUGAAAGAUUUGUUUACGGGGAAAACGUUUCAUUUCGAUAACCCGGCGGAACGCGUUUGGAAUCAGAUCCGCGAAGGCGAAAGGCAUCCGCACUUUGCGCGAGCGAAACGGAUCAGGAAGGAGUUGCAGAAACGGAAUUCGUUUUUGAGUUUGCGGAAGAAGCACGACGAAGUGGUGGAUAAUUUAGAUCAGAUGAGGAAGUUGUGGAUGCGGUUAGGCGAAGAAGUUGGGAUGAAGGAGAGGAGGAAGUUGUGGGAGGAGCACUUGGACGUGAAGGCGCAGCGGAGGAAGAAUUUGGAAAACGCUAGGAAGAAAAACGCGAGCUUAGCGAAGCAGAUGAAGCAGCAGAAAACCCAGGGAGGAGCAGCAGGAGGAGGAAGUGAACGCGAAGGUAGCGUGAGUGCGUUUGGUGCUGCCGACGAGCAAGAGGCGCCGCCGACGUGA
Messenger RNA from Bathycoccus prasinos, 996 nucleotides. RefSeq lists its product with no specific name. Gene Ontology annotation, cellular component: Ino80 complex. The record is from RefSeq and is a predicted model, not a curated record. NCBI's taxonomy places the organism in Eukaryota, Viridiplantae, Chlorophyta, Mamiellophyceae, Mamiellales, Bathycoccaceae. The transcript has a single exon. The coding region runs from base 1 to 996 and encodes 331 amino acids.